Molecule: messenger RNA, 693 nt
Organism: Geodia barretti
Lineage: Eukaryota; Metazoa; Porifera; Demospongiae; Tetractinellida; Geodiidae
Source: the annotation of a GenBank genome assembly
AUGAGCAACAACCCCGAUUUCUCCGAGUCCUUCUACCGAAGUUAUGCCCAGCGUUAUGCCGAGGUGAGCCACAAUUUCAUUCAAUCGGUGUACACCGAUGUCUCCCACCCGGGCUUGACGGGUGAUACAGCCCUUAUCGACCGUCUCCAGGAGCUUGUUCCUCCAGGAUGUCGGGGGCUGGACGCAGGUUGUGGCGCUGGCGCCCGGGACGUCUACUUCUACUGGCAGAAGGGGUACGACGUCUACGGGAUAGACGCUGUGGAAGAGAAUAUCCAGGAGGCCCGCCGGCUGCAUUCCGAAAUUGCCGAUAGGGUGUCGGUUGUCGACCUUCGCGAACCCCUUGACUAUCCCGAUUCCUCUUUCGACUUUGUCCUUUGUAAUGCGGUCAUCCAGCACAUCGAACCGGACAUCGCCCUGGGGACUACCCUGCCGGAGUUUGCCAGGGUCCUGAAAACGGGCGGUAUUCUCCAGCUUAUGUUCAAGUACGGGAACGGCAUUACCACCGUCUACGAUAGGGACUAUGGCUCGGACCGGACUUUCCAGCUUUACGAAGUGGACGAGGUGCUUGCAACGAUGAUGGAGCAGAGGUUUAGUGUGAUUCCGGCGGAGGGAGAAGGACUGGGUGGAAUUAUGUACUUCAAAGAUCCCAAACCUAUGGAUCAUUGCGUCUUUUUUGUUCGCAAGGAUGGGUGA